Drosophila guanche is the source of this 2965-nucleotide messenger RNA. RefSeq names its product F-box-like/WD repeat-containing protein ebi (gene ebi). Gene Ontology annotation, biological process: regulation of transcription by RNA polymerase II. NCBI's taxonomy places the organism in Eukaryota, Metazoa, Arthropoda, Insecta, Diptera, Drosophilidae. Gene Ontology annotation, molecular function: protein binding; transcription corepressor activity. The record is from RefSeq and is a predicted model, not a curated record. Gene Ontology annotation, cellular component: histone deacetylase complex. The transcript is spliced from 3 exons. The coding region runs from base 342 to 2426 and encodes 694 amino acids.
CAGGGCUGCGAUACUCAGUUUUUAUUUGUGAAAAAAAUAUGUAAAAUGCUCUUGCGUUUCAAAGUGAAUUGGUAAUUUUAGCAACAGGCCGGAUCCACCGCAACUAAAAGCCACAUAGCGACAUCAGCACACCCAGCAGGCCCCAUCCGAUUGCUGGAGAGGAGCAGAGAGCGCGUGCUAAAUGCAGACGCAUGUGUUACGCAGUGCCGUGUUAUCUCCCUCGUCAUUGCCGUCGCCGCCACCGCCACAAUAAUCGGUCGUCGUCGUCCAUCGAGUGCUCCUAGGACCUGAAGUGCAUUCAAAAACAACAUAAAACUGGAAGAGUGCGCCCCCUGGUAGCCAUGAGUUUUUCCAGCGACGAGGUAAACUUUCUUGUUUACCGAUAUCUGCAGGAGUCGGGCUUUCUGCAUUCCUCGUACGUGUUUGGCAUCGAGUCACACAUCUCGCAGAGCAAUAUUAAUGGAGCCCUGGUGCCGCCGGCUGCGCUGCUCACCAUUCUACAGAAGGGUCUGCUCUACACAGAGGUGGAGUGGAGCGUGGGCGAGGAUGGUGAGGUGGCGCGCCCCAUUGAGGGGCUAUCCCUGAUCGAUGCUGUGAUGCCGGAGGUGAAGCCGCCCAAGCCGGUGGUCAAAACGGAGCCGGGCAAACCCGGCGUUGACUCCACAGCGCCGGCAGCCACAAAUGCCAACAGCAAUGUGAAGGUUGAGAUCAAGGUGGAGCCCGGCACGGCGAAUGCGGGCGCCACAAAGUCAUCCAGCAGCACCACGGGCACCACAACGCCCACAGAGUCCACCAAUGAGGUGGAUUCCAGUGGGAGUGCCGCAGCCACUGCCAAUAACGCAGGGAGCGGAGCAAGCAACGGAAAUGGAACCCAGGCAGCCACUGCCGGCUCCACCAAUGCCACAGCCCCAGCGGCCGGUGAUUCCUCCGCCACAGCCGCCAGCGGAGCAAACAAAAAGGCCAACUCCAGUGAGCCCGGCAGUUCGUCGGCGGCGAACAAUGCGGGCAAUGCAAAUGCAACGAGCACAGACGACGCCGCCUCAUCCACAUCCACCAAUGGCAACAGCAACACCUCCAGCAGCGCCGAACAGCCGUCCAGUGGCGCAGCACCCGCCGGAGCCGCUGUCUCGACUUCCAAUCCCGAUACAGCGGCUGCUGCCGGAGGAGCCACAGCCGCGGGUGCCAAGGCAUCCACUGCGGCUGUCACAAUUCGAGUGGGUGCACAGCCCAACAAUGUAACGGCGGGAACAGCCACAGCGCAGAGCUCAGCUCCCAGUGGGACCAUCUCCUCCUCGACGGGCGGCACACCCGCACCCGUUGAGGCCAUGGAGAUUGAUCAGAGCAUCGAGAUACCCGAGUCCAAGGCACGCGUGCUGCGUGGCCAUGAGAGCGAGGUGUUCAUUUGUGCCUGGAACCCAAGUCGCGACCUGCUGGCCAGUGGCUCUGGCGACAGUACUGCCCGCAUCUGGGACAUGUCCGAUGCAAAUACCAAUUCCAAUCAGCUGGUGCUGCGGCACUGCAUCCAAAAGGGCGGAGCAGAGGUGCCCAGCAACAAGGAUGUCACAUCGCUGGACUGGAAUUGUGAUGGCUCGCUGCUGGCCACAGGCAGCUACGAUGGUUAUGCGCGCAUCUGGAAGACAGACGGACGGCUGGCUUCCACGCUAGGCCAGCACAAGGGACCGAUUUUCGCGCUCAAGUGGAACAAAAGCGGCAAUUACAUUCUUUCCGCCGGCGUGGACAAAACAACAAUCAUCUGGGACGCCUCCACGGGUCAGUGCACGCAACAAUUUGCCUUCCAUAGUGCACCCGCCCUGGACGUUGAUUGGCAGACAAAUCUGGCAUUUGCCUCGUGCAGCACGGAUCAACGGAUACACGUGUGUCGGCUGGGCGUGAAUGAGCCCAUCAAGACGUUCCGUGGGCACACCAAUGAGGUGAAUGCCAUCAAGUGGUGUCCGCAGGGACAGCUACUGGCCUCCUGCUCCGAUGAUAUGACACUGAAGAUCUGGAGCAUGAAUCGGGAUCGCUGCUGUCACGAUCUGCAGGCGCAUUCCAAGGAGAUUUACACGAUAAAGUGGUCGCCCACGGGGCCGGGCACAAAUAAUCCGAAUACGAAUCUUAUUCUCGCCUCGGCAUCCUUCGAUUCCACGGUGCGACUGUGGGACGUAGAGCGGGGCAGCUGCAUUCACACGCUCACCAAGCACACGGAGCCCGUCUACUCGGUGGCCUUCAGUCCCGAUGGCAAACAUCUGGCCUCGGGCAGCUUCGACAAGUGUGUGCACAUCUGGAGCACGCAAACCGGACAGCUGGUGCACAGCUACAAGGGCACUGGUGGCAUUUUCGAGGUCUGCUGGAACUCCAAGGGCACCAAAGUGGGCGCCAGUGCCUCCGACGGCAGCGUUUUUGUGCUCGAUCUGCGGAAGUUCUGAUCCACGGCACUCAAUGGCGUUGUGGAUACGCUAACAGCGCCAGCACGCGUCCAGGAGAUUCUGAGUUUUGUCUAUUAAAAAAAAAAACGCUUCUAUGUAAACUGUAAACAUCCCCGAACACCCAGAAACACACCUUCAAAACGGAGCUGCUUGGACUCUCUUUUGUUCCCAUGAAGCAAUAUCCAUUUCAUGUGUACCUGCAGAGAUGUCCAAGCGCUUUGGGUAACGAGUUUUCCCCUCCUUAUGCUUUUGUCCAAUGUCUUUCGUACGCUUAGUCACACAACGCGUUUUGCCCCCUCUGCUCGUUUUUAAUCUUAAUUGUAAGCUCUAUGAUUCUAAGAACUCCUCCCCGCCCCACACAAUUUUUAUACAGAAAUCGUUUAGUAUAACUUUAUGCAUUUUGUUAUUGUAUCGAUCGAGAGUGGAUGACGACGACGAACCCCCCUCUAAACCACUUCUAUAUAGUCUCUCCUGCUCCUAACUUCAUGCUGCCCUUUUACACUUAAGACUUAAAUCAUACGAGUACGAGUAUUGUCCCA